This is a messenger RNA of Rotaria sp. Silwood2, 945 nucleotides long. Lineage: Eukaryota; Metazoa; Rotifera; Eurotatoria; Philodinida; Philodinidae. The record is from the annotation of a GenBank genome assembly.
AUGGAUAAUAAUUUAAGAUGUCAAAAUGGUGGUCAAUGUGCUCCUACUGAUGAACAUAUGAUAUUGACUAGAAAAUUUCUAUGUAUUUGGCCAAAAGGUUAUAUUGGUGAUCGAUGUGAAAUAGUCGAUAACAAAAUAAUUCUAUCAUUUCAAAAAAUUAUUAAUAAUAGUACACCGAUGAGAAUAACAACUUUUCGAACAAUUUCUCUUACACAAAAUUCACUUAUAAUUUAUUGGUCACAACCAUUUCAUCUUGUUAUUAUUGAACUUUUAAAUAAAAUUUAUUAUUUAGCUUUUAUUCAAAAAACUUAUGAACGAUCAACAACAAUUAAUAAAAUGAUAAAUCCAUCAGGUCGUUGUCGCCAUAUAAAUGAAUUAUUUAAUAAAACAUUUGUUCAGAUGAAUGUUCUUCGUCGAAUCAAAUAUUAUCAUUUACCAUGUCAAAAAUAUUCAUCAACUCUUUCUUGUUUUUUUUUUGAUGAUCUUCAUAUUUGUAUAUGUGAUGAUUAUGGAAAACAACGUUUAGCAAAUUGUUUUAACUUUAAUCAUAAUAUGAAAUUUGAUUGUUUAGGUCAAAGUGUCUGUGAAAAUGAAUGUCAAUGUUUUCAAGACACUUCAGAUUGUCCACAAAGAUCAAUGUGUAUUUGUCUAACAUGUGUUUUUGGAACACGAUGUCAAUUUAGUUCAAGUCGAUUUGAUUUAUCACUUGAUGCUAUCUUAGGCUAUCAUAUUCAACCACAUAUUAGUCUUCUACAUCAGCCAAAUAUUGUAAAGACCAGUUUAGCAUUGACUAUAAUUUUUAUGGUAGUAGGAUUUAUCAAUGGAGUUUUAGCUUUGAUUACAUUUAACAAUAAAACUAUAUGUGAAGUUGGCUGUGGUUUGUAUCUAUUAGGUUCAUCAAUUACUACUUUAUUUACAACGAUUAUAUUUGGAUUAAAAUUUUGA